Molecule: messenger RNA, 2345 nt
Organism: Malania oleifera
Lineage: Eukaryota; Viridiplantae; Streptophyta; Magnoliopsida; Santalales; Ximeniaceae
Product: dihydroxy-acid dehydratase, chloroplastic
Exons: 14
Coding region: 62-1975 (637 amino acids)
Biological process (GO): branched-chain amino acid biosynthetic process
Cellular component (GO): chloroplast stroma
Molecular function (GO): dihydroxy-acid dehydratase activity
Source: RefSeq, a predicted model, not a curated record
UUUAACACCCUAAAACCCUUCUUCAAAAUUCAACGACAUCAUCACCACUUGCGCCGCCGCAAUGCAAGUCACUCUGCUAACACCACCUCCCUGCGCCGCCGGCGCUGGCGCCACCACCGCCACCACCUCGGUCUUCAUACCCAUGGUUCCUUCUCAAGGGCCCCACCUCGUCAAACGCCCCUUCUCUCUCAAAGCCACAUCUUCGUCGUCGUCGUCCUCCUCUUCUUCAACAGAUACAGUCCAGCAGCUACACUCACAACCUGUGGCGAUAGAUUCCCCACCGUCCAAUCAGCCACUACACAAGCUCAACAAGUACAGCUCUCAAGUCACGGAGCCGAAGUCUCAAGGUGGGUCGCAGGCGAUCCUCUACGGCGUGGGUCUAUCGGAUGACGACAUGCACAAGCCCCAGAUCGGCAUAUCCUCGGUGUGGUACGAGGGAAAUACUUGUAAUAUGCACCUGUUGAGGCUUGGGGAGGCCGUGAAGGAGGGGGUGAGGGAAGCUGGCAUGGUGGGGUUUAGGUUCAACACCAUUGGGGUCAGUGAUGCCAUUUCAAUGGGCACUAGAGGCAUGUGCUAUAGCUUGCAGUCUCGGGAUUUAAUUGCUGAUAGUAUUGAGACCGUCAUGUCUGCUCAGUGGUACGAUGGGAACAUCUCUAUCCCUGGCUGUGACAAAAAUAUGCCAGGUACAAUUAUGGCAAUGGGACGGCUCAACCGACCAAGUAUUAUGGUAUAUGGUGGAGCUAUUAAGCCAGGUCAUUUUCAAGGCCAUACUUUUGACAUAGUUUCUGCCUUCCAGGUUUAUGGAGAGUACGUAAGCGGUUCUAUAAGUGAUGACCAGAGAAUAAAUGUAGUCCGCAAUUCAUGCCCAGGAGCUGGGGCUUGUGGUGGAAUGUAUACAGCAAAUACCAUGGCUUCUGCAAUUGAAACCAUGGGGAUGUCUCUUCCUUACAGCUCUUCAACACCAGCUGAAGACCCAUUGAAGUUGGAUGAAUGCCGUUUGGCUGGGAAAUAUCUUCUGGAGUUAAUAAAAAUGGAUUUGAAACCGCGAGACAUUAUUACUCAGAAAUCACUGCACAAUGCAAUGGUUAUUGUCAUGGCCCUAGGUGGAUCCACUAAUGCUGUGCUACAUUUAAUUGCUAUUGCAAGGUCUGUUGGUUUGCAUUUAACUCUUGAUGAUUUUCAGAAGGUUAGCAAUGAGGUUCCUUUUCUUGCAGACCUAAAGCCUAGUGGCAAAUAUGUGAUGGAGGACUUACACAAGAUUGGGGGAACACCUGCAGUCAUUAAGUACCUAUUGGAGCUAGGGCUUUUAGAUGGAGAUUGUGUGACAGUCACUGGGAAGACACUUGCCGAAAAUGCAAAACUUUUCCCUUCCUUGGCUGAGGGUCAGCAAAUUAUAAGACCAUGGACAAAUCCCAUCAAGAAAACCGGCCACAUACAGAUAUUAUAUGGAAACCUAGCACCUCAUGGUUCUGUAGCAAAAAUUACAGGAAAAGAAGGGCUAUAUUUCUCUGGUCCUGCUCUUGUGUUUGAGGGAGAGGAAUCCAUGAUUGCAGCCAUCUCUGAAAAUCCUAUGAGUUUUAAGGGAAAAGUGGUUGUAAUUAGAGGAGAAGGUCCCAAAGGGGGACCAGGCAUGCCUGAGAUGUUGACACCGACAAGUGCAAUAAUGGGGGCAGGUCUUGGAAAGGAUGUUGCCUUGUUGACUGAUGGAAGAUUUUCAGGAGGGUCACAUGGAUAUGUUGUUGGCCAUAUAUGCCCUGAGGCACAGGAAGGUGGCCCUAUUGGUCUUAUUCAAAAUGGAGACAUUAUCACCAUUGAUGUUCAAAAGAGGAGAAUCAAUGUUCAGUUAACAGAUGCGGAGAUGGAUGAGCGAAGACAGAAAUGGACUCCCCUACCAUACAAGGCUAGUCGAGGAGUUCUAUACAAGUACAUUAAGAAUGUGCAAUCUGCUUCAAAUGGCUGUGUGACUGAUGAGUAGCAGAGAGGAGUCCCCCGACCAAUUACUCCAAAUGAGGAGUUCCAUAUAAGGUACGUGAUUAUCUGUAUUUCUAUUGCUUAAAGUAGUCUAUGCCAGUGAGAUCUUUGUUGAAACGAUCUCUUAAUCCGUUUGCAGUACCCUAAGAGGCUGUAUGACAAUAGUAGAGAGGAGGCAAAUGCUUGAAUGGUGGAGUGCAAUAACGGGGCCAAAUGUGUAUCAUGUCACUUUGUUACGUGACUUCUUAAUUGAAAAUUUUAAUUUGGGUCCUUUUGGGAUGGUGUGCAAUAAAAAUGAGAAUCUCUAUCCAGUUUUUGUAGUACUCAUGGUUUUAAGACUGGCUUAUUAGAUGAAAAUUUAUUGGUUCCUGCCC